Molecule: messenger RNA, 2770 nt
Organism: Linepithema humile (Argentine ant)
Lineage: Eukaryota; Metazoa; Arthropoda; Insecta; Hymenoptera; Formicidae
Gene: inaF-D
Product: inaF-D
Source: RefSeq, a predicted model, not a curated record
CGGAAAGUGCCAAACUUACAAGACAUAAUAUAAACUCGAGCCAUGCGGCAAAGCUUGCGAAGACGCUUGCGCGCGCGGGCAAACACGUGGUGAACGCUGCAAAGCCGAGCUUUUCUGCCGCUCGCUGAGAGCUUGCAGUCGCGCGUGUUAUCGCUACCGGAACGCUUCCCCUCUCGAUCGAUGGUCGAUCGAGCCUGUUUUCCGCCCCUGUUCACCCUGUGAGCGCUUGAAACAAUAAACGUUCGAGUCAUCAACGCGGUCCAGGCGCGAAAAGAACGCUAAAAUAAACGAUAGAUAAUAAAUUUCUCCUUCUCUCACUUUUAUUAAUCACGAAUGACAGUUGGCGAAAACCGUGCCGGAAAUCAUUGAAGAAUUUCUAAGCCGCGCGCGAAUAGUUUACCGACGAAAAAUUCUGAGAAUUCUUUAAAGAGUUUCAAGAAGAAAACCUCGCCGCGAUGAACAGCGAACAGAAGAACGUUACUUUUGCAACGAAAGCGGAUACGCAAAAUCAUGACUGAAAAGAUGGAGAAACGUCGCGAAUCUUCACGUUGAUCGCACCGAAGGGACACGCGGGAUGAGCAAGGACGAGAGCAACGGCGAUGCGGCUGGCUCGCCGACCACCUCGCCGGAUGCUCCGCUGAAGGAUCCGAACGCGGAGAUCUACGAGAAUCGCGGGCCUAAGAAGAUCAUCCGCGUGGUCACCGUGAUGGCCUAUCUGUUCUCGGUGAGCUUCGUGGGUAUCUUGCUGAGCGCCUAUUACUUGUUCCUGUGGGAGCCGCCGAACCCGAAGCUCAUAAUGCAAGAACGUCUUUUGGCCGAUCCGCAGAUGCAGUUUCUGGUCGUCGCCGCGCCGUCCGUCGAGAAAACCGACGUAGCGGUGCAAGCGAGCACGCCUGUCUCCGAAAACGAGCUCAAUCAAACUUAUAAGACUCUUAUGAAUCGCAUGGCGGAAGAUGUGACCGAGGACUAUCCUGAUAUCGAGAAGCCGAGAAUAUUAAGCGCGAUGUUGUUAAAGCUGAGACACUCGCUUGUGGAAGCUCAGCGCGCUCAGAAUCUGAACUCGUCGCGCGAAGCGAUGACUUCGAGCGAAUCCGAUGAUUCGUUUGUCGCGGUAAAAGAAGUGUUUAACUCGACGAGACUAAUUGCUCGCGCGGAAGACUCGGUCUCGGGAGACGCUAAAAACACUUCCGAAGAAAAGAUCCGAAGUGACAACACUAAUUCGCCUCCGGAACUCGCGGAUUCUACGCUGGACGUUGAGAACACGUCCUCGACACCAGUCGCGACUAUUCCUGGAACAGAAACAAAUCAGAAUCGUCUCGGCGAGAAAUCUGUUACUGAUGUCAAUCGACGUGCAGCUUUGAUCGUCCACGAAAGAGAAAAUUGGAGCGACAAGAGAAAGCUCGAUGCCGCGAAAGCAAAUGAUAUCACAAACGGCAGCGGUUAUCGCGCUUACAAAGAUAACAAUUCUUCUAAAGUUAUCCGGAAAUUUCCGGAGGUUGAUAUUCUCGAUAAUAAAGAACCGAUCAAAACUGAACAAAACGAGACUGAUCAACUGAUCAAUAGCGAUCGGGAAAAUCCGAAUAAUUCGAGCGGUGCCAGCACUAUCGCCAUGCCAGAGAGGCACGUGGAAGAUCGCACGAAUCAUCGCCUGUCUAUAAAUAUUGUUAAUAGUUUCCGGCGAAACUAUUUCGACAGCAACUAUGCCGAAAAAAUCACGCGCGAUAAAGUAUCAAAUGGCUCGCCGUCGUCUCGCGACGCGGGAUUCACCGACAAUCCGGGAUUCCAUCAGCCGCCGGAUGAGCCGAUCGUCGUAAAACAGCGACUAUACGCCACCGCAGAUUCCGAAGAAACACAGAUCGAAAGGAUGACCACGAGAUCUGCGAUAAUAGACGAUAAACAGCUGAAGGAAAUAGAUUUAUCGACUACGCAACGACACAAAGGUCUAUGGGAAACCUUGACGGAAACUACGGACAUUAAGGAAACGUCCGUAGAGCUAACAUCGGUAUCGACAGCUCGAAAUUAUCUCAAUUUCACCAGUACUGCAAAUGACGAUGAUGAGAGCGUCACAUAAAUGAACGACAGACUUUCCGCAUUUUAUGUCGAACGUCAUAAGUUACAGGGAAGCAAAACUAGUAAUCGCUAAUAGAGUAUUAAUACCUAUUAGUACGUUCAUAGAGUUUUUCCCUUUUACGGAUAACGAAUGCUAGAGUUCGUAUCAGCCUAAAUUUGCCAAAUGAGAAUUUGUAGUGAUUAGAUCUGCUCUUCAAGACCGACACAAAAGUUGGACAGCAGAAACUAAUAGUUAAAUAAUAGUUAAAUAAUUUAAGAACGUCUAGUGUUACAUGAACAACUAUCGCGAAAAUACAAUAGAAAAAAACCAAUUAUAAUAAUAAAAUAAUAAUAUAUAAAUAUUAUAUAAAUAUUAUAUAAAAUUAUAAAGAAAUUACAUAUAUUCUAUCGCAAACAGAUUAUCUCUGCUAAAUCAAAAAUUUCACUUUCAUUGUGUAAUAAGACAUAGAUUAUAAAUAUAAUUUUUCGUGAAAUUUAUCAUUGGUUCAAGUUCCUUAUCAUUAUAAUGAUAAGUAGAAAAAUAUAUAAAUACUCUCGAGAAUAUUUUUAUAACAAUUACUACUAUUAAUAGAUGGGAAAAUGCAGUAAUUGUCAUAGAAAUUUAUUAUAAACUCACAAAAGUUCAUUAUCACAAUCGAAAUUUUCCUGAUAAAUAUCUUAUGUAAGUUUUAUAUGAUUAAUAAAGUAGCUACGCUAAUUA